AUGGCCACCUCAUCCCGCGUCGUCAUUAUCGGCGCUGGCAUUGUCGGAACCAAUCUCGCAGAUGAGCUCGUCAAGCGAGGAUGGAGGAACAUUACUGUCCUCGACCAGGGACCUCUGAACAUGCCGGGAGGCUCAACAUCACAUGCUCCAGGCCUGGUAUUUCAGACCAAUUCGUCCAAGACAAUGACACGCUUCGCACAAUACACCGUUGAGAAACUGCUUUCUCUCAAGAAAGAUGGCCAGAGUUGCUUCAACCAAGUUGGAGGGCUGGAGAUUGCCACCACACCCGCCAGAAUGGAGGAGCUCAAGAGAAAGCACGGCUGGGCGUCCUCAUGGGGCAUUGAAGCACGCCUCAUCAGCACAGAAGAGUGCGUCGAGAGAUAUCCUCUACUUAACAAGAAGAUGGUUCUCGGUGGUCUGCACAUCCCAAGCGAUGGCCUUGCAUUGGCAGCUCGCGCGGUACAGCUGUUGAUUGAACGCACGAAGGCAGCUGGUGUCAGAUACUUGGACAUGACACCCGUCACUGGAAUCGAGCAAAACGCCGGGCAUGUCACAGGUGUAACAACGCCAAACGGCUCGAUUCCUGCAGACAUUGUCGUUUCGUGUGCUGGAUUCUGGGGUGUCGAGAUUGGUGCCAUGAUUGGGCUUCCUGUCCCUCUCCUUCCACUGGCUCACCAGUACGUCAAGACGAAACCCGUUGCAGCCCUCAAGGCACGAAAGAACCCACCCAACAGCGCGAGUCUUCCGAUUCUACGACAUCAAGAUCAGGACCUUUAUUACCGCGAACACGGAGACUACUAUGGUAUUGGCUACUACGGCCAUCGUCCGAUGCCGGUCAACGCUGGGUCUUUGGGUCUGACACCAAAGGACGUGCACGAGAAGAACAUGCCAUCUCGACUUGGCUUCACACCGCAGGACUUUGCACCAGCAUGGGAAGAGUCAAAGAAACUCUUGCCCGUCAUGCAAGAAACGGAGAUUGCGGAUGGAUUCAACGGAAUCUUCUCAUUCACACCCGAUGGCGGUCCUCUGGUUGGCCAAGCGCCCAAUCUUGACGGUUUCUACGUCGCCGAAGCCGUCUGGGUGACACAUUCUGCUGGAGUUGCUCGAGCCGUGGCGGAGAUCCUCACAGAUGGGAAAUCCAAAAUCGAUAUGGGAGACGCUGAGCUCACUCGGUUUGAAGAAGUGCAACUGGCCACAGACUAUGUCAGCGAGACUUCUCAGCAAAACUUUGUCGAGAUCUACGACAUUCUGCACCCUCUCGAGCCCAAAGAGUCUCCUCGCAAUUUACGACUCAGUCCGUUCCACGCACGGCAGCAAGAACUCGGAGCGUUCUUCCUUGAGUCCAGAGGGUGGGAACGCCCGCACUGGUACGAAGCAAACGCUUCUCUUGUGAAGGAUCUCCCAUCAGCCUGGCGCCCAAACGACCGCGAUCCUUGGUCCAACCGCUUCUACUCUCCUAUCGCCGCGGCCGAAGCAUGGAAAACUCGCACCGCCGUCGCAAUGUACGACAUGAGUCCGCUCCGCCGCAUCGAAGUCUCCGGCCCUGGUGCCGUGCAAUUGCUGAACCAGCUAUGCACCGGUAAGAUCACCAAAACUCCUGGGCCAGUGGUUUACUCCCUCCUUCUCGACUCCUAUGGCGGCAUUCUUAGCGAUGCCACCGUCGCGCAACUCGGCCCUGAACUCCUUCACGUCGGCGUGAACUCCCGCGUUGAUGAAGUAUACCUCACCCGGGCCGCUAAAGCUCAAAGCUCCUCCAACCCGCGAAACUGGGUUCACAUCACCGACAUCACCAACGGAUCUUGCUGUAUUGGCCUCUGGGGUCCCAAAGCACCCGCUUUGAUCAAGACGCUUUCCGCAGAUGAUUUCUCCGAUGCCGCCCUUCCUCACCACACCGUUCGAACCGCUCAUAUCAAAGGCAUCCCUGUUGUUGCCAUCCGACUGACGCACGUCGGCGAAAUCGGCUGGGAGAUUUACACUGCUGCCGCCACCGGUCAGAAACUAUGGGACGCCAUCUACGCCGGAGGACAAGCUUUCGGUAUCAUCGCUGCGGGAAGAAUCGCGGGCAACUCGUUGCGCAUGGAGAUGGGAUACAGAGACUGGGGAUCGGACAUGUCAACCGAGCAUACACCUUACGAGGCAGGACUGGGCCAUAUCGUCGACAUGAGCAAGGAUGACUUCGUCGGCAAGAAAGCGCUGCAGGGUCAAUCAUACAACACGGUGACUCGCAGACUGCGGUCGCUGGUAUUGGAGGACAAGAAGACCGUCGUCCUAGGCAAAGAGCCGGUGUUCUACAAAGGACAGUGCGUGGGGUAUGUGACAAGUGCUGGAUAUGGCUUCACGGUGGGAAGGUGCGUGGCAUAUGCGUACUUGCCCAUUGAGGUACGCGAGGGUGAGAAGGUGGAAGUGGAGUACUUUGGGAAUAAGGCCAGCGCUGUGGUCGUGCAGGAGGGUUGCGAGGUUGGGACCGCGAAGGAGAGAGGAAAGUCGCAGAAUGCGUGGCAGGAGUUCAGAGCAAGGUUGUGA
Messenger RNA from Zymoseptoria tritici IPO323, 2523 nucleotides. RefSeq lists its product as uncharacterized. The transcript has a single exon. Gene Ontology annotation, molecular function: oxidoreductase activity; protein binding. Lineage: Eukaryota; Fungi; Ascomycota; Dothideomycetes; Mycosphaerellales; Mycosphaerellaceae. The coding region runs from base 1 to 2523 and encodes 840 amino acids. The record is from RefSeq and is a predicted model, not a curated record. Gene Ontology annotation, cellular component: mitochondrion.